Molecule: messenger RNA, 1502 nt
Organism: Propithecus coquereli (Coquerel's sifaka)
Lineage: Eukaryota; Metazoa; Chordata; Mammalia; Primates; Indriidae
Gene: CELF5
Product: CUGBP, Elav-like family member 5
Exons: 13
Coding region: 216-1331 (371 amino acids)
Biological process (GO): regulation of alternative mRNA splicing, via spliceosome; mRNA splice site recognition
Cellular component (GO): ribonucleoprotein complex; cytoplasm; nucleus
Molecular function (GO): mRNA binding
Source: RefSeq, a predicted model, not a curated record
CCCGUCGGGGAAGUUUGCACCUCUGGACUCCAUUGCUUUGGCCAUUUGCACAAAGCCAGGCCGGCGGGGGCAGGGCCCGCCCGGCUGUGGGGGACGCGGGGGACACAGAUGCCCAGGACGCCAAGCUAAUCGGCUGUGCCUUCCUCACCUACUGUGCCAGGGAUUCCGCCAUCAAAGCUCAGACUGCCCUUCACGAGCAGAAGACCUUGCCCGGGAUGGCGCGGCCAAUCCAGGUGAAGCCUGCGGACAGCGAAAGCCGCGGAGGUAGGGACCGGAAGCUGUUCGUGGGGAUGCUGAACAAGCAGCAGUCGGAGGAGGAUGUGCUGCGGCUGUUCCAGCCCUUUGGGGUCAUCGACGAGUGCACCGUGCUCCGGGGACCCGAUGGCAGCAGCAAAGGCUGUGCCUUCGUGAAGUUCUCGUCCCACACGGAGGCGCAGGCGGCCAUCCAUGCGCUGCACGGCAGCCAGACCAUGCCGGGAGCCUCCUCCAGCCUGGUGGUCAAGUUUGCCGACACGGACAAGGAGCGGACACUCCGGCGCAUGCAGCAGAUGGUGGGCCAGCUGGGCAUCCUGACGCCGUCCCUCACGCUGCCCUUCAGCCCCUACAGCGCCUACGCCCAGGCUCUCAUGCAACAGCAGACAACAGUCCUGUCCACCUCGGGCAGCUACCUGAGCCCUGGCGUGGCCUUCUCACCCUGCCACAUCCAACAGAUCGGCGCCGUCAGCCUUAAUGGGCUGCCUGCCACACCCAUCGCUCCUGCCUCUGGGCUGCACUCACCCCCGCUGCUGGGCACUGCCGCCGUGCCCGGCCUCGUGGCUCCCAUCACCAAUGGCUUUGCAGGGGUUGUGCCCUUCCCUGGCGGUCACCCUGCUUUGGAAACCGUAUAUGCCAAUGGCCUUGUGCCCUACCCAGCUCAGAGCCCCACCGUGGCCGAGACGCUCCAUCCUGCCUUCUCCGGAGUCCAGCAGUACACAGCCAUGUACCCCACUGCAGCCAUCACGCCUAUCGCGCACAGCGUCCCCCAGCCGCCGCCCCUCCUCCAGCAGCAGCAGCGAGAAGGUCCCGAAGGCUGUAACCUGUUUAUCUACCACCUCCCCCAGGAGUUUGGAGACACGGAGCUGACGCAGAUGUUCCUGCCCUUCGGCAAUAUCAUCUCCUCCAAGGUGUUUAUGGAUCGAGCUACCAACCAGAGCAAGUGUUUCGGCUUCGUGAGCUUUGACAACCCGGCCAGCGCGCAGACAGCCAUCCAGGCCAUGAACGGCUUCCAGAUCGGCAUGAAGAGGCUCAAAGUGCAGCUCAAGCGGCCCAAGGAUCCAGGACACCCCUACUGACCGCACCCACAGCCGCCCCAAAGCUGUGGGCUUGGCCCAGGUGAGGGACCUUCCCAUCCCAGGAGGGUCUCCCGCUUCCAACCGAUCCAGGACUUUUCCAUAAAUUACAACCGUGGUUUGGACACCAGCCCUCCCCUCCCUCCUCCCAACCUUGUGCCCCCCGCCCCUCCA